This is a messenger RNA of Naegleria fowleri, 1608 nucleotides long. RefSeq lists its product as uncharacterized. Gene Ontology annotation, molecular function: protein binding. Bases 1 to 1608 code for a protein of 535 amino acids. NCBI's taxonomy places the organism in Eukaryota, Heterolobosea, Eutetramitea, Acrasida, Naegleriidae. The record is from RefSeq and is a predicted model, not a curated record. The transcript has a single exon.
AUGUUUCGUUCUGCAUCUUCCUCGUUCUUUCGCAACUCUCUCUCUUUAAAAAAAGCAGCAUGGACGAGACGAAGGUUAAUAUCGGGAUUAAAAAACUCAUUGUUUCCUGGGCAAGGAUGGCCAACGAUAAUGAUGAAUGUUAAUUCUAUGAUUGUUUUUCAUACAGGUUUUGACACCUCCCGGAGAGAAAUAUCCAAUCAUCUUGAUUCUUCACCAUCAUCAUCAUCAAUCAAACCACAAUCCACACCUAAACAUGCCAAAGAACAAAUACCAGCAUUAAGAGCGAAAAAACCAACACAUCUCAUUCGAAAACCUUUUAUAGACACAAUUCAUGAUCCUCAAAUGAAACAACUUUCACAAAACGCACAAGAAUUUUGGGAAAUGGAUCAAAAUGGUGCCAUUGAAUAUUUAGAACAGAAAUUAGCAACAGCCUUGAACGAAAUUUCUGCCAAAAACAACAACGACAACACAAAUAUUGACAUUAAAUAUGAAGUGAGUGUGGCCAAAGUAGCGGAACAAUUAGCAACCAUGUACUAUGCCAUGGAGAGAUUUGAUAAAGCCCUCAAUCUAUUCUCAGAGCUAAAAGACAAGUAUUAUUCAUACAGAAAAUACAUUGUAAAGAAAACAAAUCAAACACAAGAGGAGAGUGACGAUCAAGAAGAAAUUAUUGAAAACGACUCCUUUGCCAUUGUAGCAACCAAUUUAUCGGACUGUUUAAUAGGAUUGGGACAAGAGAAGGAAGGAAGACAAGCACUUUUAGACGCGUUGAAUGCAUGCAAUUAUGGUCGUGAAGGCCUUCAAUCUGGACCUAUUACUGAAAAACUGUCAUAUAUGGCCCUUCAAGAUUCGAAAGCAAAACAUUUAGAUCUCUCUCAGAAAAUGCAAAUUCUUAAAGAUGCCAUUGAACUCAUUGAUUCCCGAGAAAAGGAUACACAGAACUGUGAUGUUUUGUACGCAAAGGGAAUUUUAUAUGAAGAAUUAUCUAAAAUUUUGCCUGUUACAAGGGUGACCGAAAGGGAGCAAUAUCUUGAAAACGCUGUUCAAAACUAUAAGAAAAUGUUAGAAAUAGAUCCUACUCAGUAUCAUGCCAUGAUGAAUGCUGGUGAUUGUUGUUGCAAACUUGGAAAAGAUGCAGAGGGGUUGAGUUAUUACAAUCUAUUUAUUGACAAUUUUGACGAAAUCCUCAAAGAUGGCCGAUUUAAAACCAAAAAUUUAGAUGUUUUCUCCAUGUAUGUGGACAUUAUUGUGAAAUUAGGAAUUGCCUAUGCAAAAUUUGAGGACUAUAAGAUGGCUAUCAAACAAUUUGGAAUUUGCAUUUCAUUUAUUGACCAGGUAUUGCAACAUAAUUCUGCGCCAAAUGCAGCUGCAUUAAGGUUUUACAAAGUGGCUGCAUUAAAUAAGAGAGGAAUUUGUUUCUUACGCCAACAUGAGUACUGGAAAUGUGUAAAUGACAACACAGAGGCAAUUAAUAUUGAUAAUACAUAUUUUCCUGCAUUUAGAGAUCGAGCUGCAGCAUAUGAAGCUCUUGGAAAAUUAGACUUAGCAAAGGAGGAUAAGGUUCAAUGUGAAUACUUGAAAAGAAAGUAUGCUGUUAGCACCACUUUUUAA